AUGGCGGCAACGGGAAUUGCAUCACCACACUACACUCACAUACAUGUAAUACAAGUUUCCGCUUCGAAAUCCAUGGAAUUGAAAUGGCUCCGUAUUGCUCUUUCUCACAGUUCUGUUCUUGUCUCUGUCUUUUGUAAACCACACCACCGUGACGGUUUAAAACCUAAAUCUUCGUCUUCUGUGGUGGAUUUCUUCACGCCGGUUUCUCCUUACAGCGAUUUAUUGGUGGGGUUUGGCCGUGCCGUUUCUGAUUGUGGUCUCACUGCUUCUAUUUACGAUGUCAUGGUUAUUCCAUCCCUGCGGAGAAUGGGAAUUGGAAAAAUGAUUGUUAAAAAAAUCCUGAGAAUGCUUACAAAUAGAGACAUCUAUGACAUAGCAGCCCUUUGCUCAGAGGAUGAGAGGUUGUUUUUUAAGGCUUGUGGAUUUGGUGGUGACAUUUUGAGCUCUACUACCAUGAUGUACACAAGAACUGCUUCAUCGACAACCCAGGAAGGCGAGAGCAAACCGAUAAACUCAACAGGGAAAGAAAAGAUUGACAACUUGACAGAAAGGUGUCCCCUGAAUGGAGCUUAA
Cicer arietinum (chickpea) is the source of this 573-nucleotide messenger RNA. The record is from RefSeq and is a predicted model, not a curated record. NCBI's taxonomy places the organism in Eukaryota, Viridiplantae, Streptophyta, Magnoliopsida, Fabales, Fabaceae.